CGUCGCAGAUGCUGUCUAGCUAGGCAGCUCAGUAGGUGUUGAGACAGCUCCUCAGAGGGAGGGUUUCUGUUAUCUCGUCUGGCCGCUGGAGAGCCGCCGGGGUGUUCUGGAGCAGCGGAGAUCCGCCAUGACUUGCGCCGCGGACGGUCUCCGCGCACGGACUGGAGCUUUCACCUCGAGCCGCGCAAACAUGUCCUGAGAGCGACGAGCCCCCGGCACAGAAGAUGACCGAUUACCGGGAGGAUGGCAUGGAUCUGUGCAGCGAUUCCUCCAGUCGCUCCAGCUCCGAGUCCAACUCCAACAAGGUGACGCCCUGUUCUGAGUACAAGUCCUCUCCCAGUCUGGAGGACUACGAGGAGGACGAGGACUACCAGCAGUACAAGAGGAGAGCGCUGCUGGACUGGGAGAGGGUGUACGCAGACAACCAGCAGCAGGACUCCGGCUCGGGGCGCGAGCUGCAGAGCGGCAGAGCCUCCUCCGGACCCCAGCAGCCCGGCGAGAGAGAGACGUCCAGCACACCUGGCCUCGGGAGCGGCGAGAACAGAGGAGAAUGUGUGGAGGAAAGCCAGCUUCCAGCCAUGGACUGGGCGGCUCUGGAGAGACACUUGGCGGGCCUGCAGUUCAGAGAACAGCAGAACCACAACCACGGCCUGAUCCGGACCAACUCCACCAACGUGAGUCCACUCCAGUCUCUGCAUGCUUAGAUCAGGAUCCAUCAGCUCUGCUCUGCUUCAGUCUGCUUCAAUGUGAAGUGUGGCAUUUUUUUAUGGAUGCUCGA
This is a messenger RNA of Sinocyclocheilus grahami, 778 nucleotides long. Its product is annotated as schwannomin-interacting protein 1-like. The transcript has 2 exons. Gene Ontology annotation, cellular component: cell junction; plasma membrane. Lineage: Eukaryota; Metazoa; Chordata; Actinopteri; Cypriniformes; Cyprinidae. The record is from RefSeq and is a predicted model, not a curated record. The coding region runs from base 225 to 704 and encodes 159 amino acids. Gene Ontology annotation, biological process: positive regulation of hippo signaling.